UGCUGUGUGACUUCACUUACAUCCUAAAUAUUACAUCGGACGAUGCUGCGAGUAAGGUGUCUCAGAGGAGGUAGCAGGGGGGCCGAGGCAGCCCAUCUGAUCGGAGCCAUGCUCGGCAGGGCAGCGACUGGAUGGGUGCAGAGGGCAUUCCAGAGCACCUCGAGUUCUGCAGCUGCACAGCCGCGCCCUGCGCUCGCAGAGGAACAUGUUACUGAGCCCGUGCUGCAGGAAUGUCCUGUCUGCGCCUACAAUGAAUGGGACCCACUCGAGGAGGUGAUCGUGGGCCGUGCUGAAAAUGCCCGAGUGCCUCCCUUCACUGUGGAAGUCAAAGCUAACACAUAUGAGAAGUAUUGGCCCUUCUACCAGAAGUAUGGGGGCGAAGCUUUUCCUAAGGACCAUUUAAAGAAAGCUGUUGCUGAGAUUGAGGAAAUGUGCAAUAUUCUACAUCACGAGGGUGUUACUGUUCGGAGGCCUGAGCCUAUCGACUGGUCCUUUGAAUACACAACUCCAGACUUCAAAUCAUCAGGCAUGUAUGCUGCCAUGCCCAGGGACAUCCUUAUGGUCGUGGGAAAUGAGAUUAUUGAGGCUCCUAUGGCCUGGAGGGCUCGCUUCUUUGAAUACCGGGCCUACAGACCUUUGAUCAAGGAGUACUUCAAAAAAGGUGCAAAAUGGACCACUGCUCCCAAACCCACUAUGGCAGAUGAGCUGUAUGAUCAGGACUAUCCCAUCCGCACAGUGGAGGACAGACACAAGCUGGCUGCCGAGGGCAAGUUUGUGACCACAGAGCAUGAGCCUUGCUUUGAUGCUGCUGAUUUCAUCAGAGCUGGGAGAGACCUUUUUGUCCAGAGGAGUCAGGUUACAAAUUUCCUGGGAAUCGAGUGGAUGCGUCGUCAUCUGGCCCCAGACUACAAGGUCCACAUCAUAUCAUUCAAGGACCCCAAUCCCAUGCACAUUGAUGCCACUUUUAACAUCAUCGGGCCAGGACUGGUGCUGUCAAACCCCGAUCGUCCAUGUCACCAGAUUGAGAUGUUUAAGAAAGCUGGUUGGACUAUUGUGAAACCUCCAACACCUCUGAUUCCCGAUGACCACCCACUGUGGAUGUCCUCCAAGUGGCUAUCCAUGAAUGUCCUGAUGCUGGAUGAGAAGCGUGUUAUGGUUGACGCCAAUGAAACCAGCAUUCAUAAAAUGUUUGAGAAUCUUGGUAUCAAGACCAUAAAGGUGAGCAUUCGCCAUGCCAACUCCCUGGGUGGCGGCUUCCACUGCUGGACAACCGAUGUCCGCCGCCGUGGUACCCUGCAGUCCUACUUCCACUAGCCAUGCCAGAAAUAGGCAGUUUUUAUUGAGCUGUUAAAUUUAAAGCCUCAAUCCAAACUUUAUUUUGUAAUCAGUUUCUUGAUUCUUUGCAAUAGAUUCAUGAAGAGUAGAGCUGAAAACUCUGGUAUUCCAAACUUUAAGAUACCACUCAAAAUACAAGAUGUCCAAUGUUUACAAACAAUAUAAAGGUAAAUAAAUCAUCGAUCACCUGACUAUUUGUUUAAAUUUGUCAUACACUGCAACCCUUUGCAUAAAAAACAGUUUGAGAGUGGAUAUAAGAGCAAACUAAAAGCUAGCAGUGGGAUACUGGUGUCAUUAAUGGAGGCACCGUAUUCCAGUUUUGGAUUGGGUCUUUAAGUUAACAUGUAUGAAUUGUGUGGAUUGAUCAUUUCUGUACUUUACAAUGCCAUUGCAAACAGCUUUGUUUAGACUAUUAUAGCAACAAAUGAACACAAUUUCGCUAUCUUUUUGCAAAUGAACAAAUAAAUAAAUACUUCUGUCAGUCUUGCAAAAAGCAGCUCAGUAAUCUCAAUAUUAACUGCAUUUCUGGCCUGGCUAUUGUGAACCUGAAUUUCUAAUGGCUUUAACAUCUGAAAGCCAUAACAAAGAGGACAGGGUACAAUUUGGUAUGUGAAUGUCAUCAGACUUGGGCACAGGAGGAGAGAAGCUAUCUCCUCAUGAAAACACAGACACAACAUUU
This is a messenger RNA of Myripristis murdjan (pinecone soldierfish), 2014 nucleotides long. It is a transcript of the gene gatm, whose product is annotated as glycine amidinotransferase (L-arginine:glycine amidinotransferase). Gene Ontology annotation, biological process: creatine biosynthetic process. Gene Ontology annotation, molecular function: glycine amidinotransferase activity. Bases 43 to 1314 code for a protein of 423 amino acids. The record is from RefSeq and is a predicted model, not a curated record. NCBI's taxonomy places the organism in Eukaryota, Metazoa, Chordata, Actinopteri, Holocentriformes, Holocentridae. Gene Ontology annotation, cellular component: mitochondrial intermembrane space. The transcript is spliced from 9 exons.